Molecule: messenger RNA, 1651 nt
Organism: Salvelinus sp. IW2-2015
Lineage: Eukaryota; Metazoa; Chordata; Actinopteri; Salmoniformes; Salmonidae
Source: RefSeq, a predicted model, not a curated record
GUUCACACAGGAGAGAGAUGUGACUAUCGUGGAAUCUCUGGGGAGCCUCAACAGCCUCAUGAUGCUGACAAGGCAGAGAGUCUCUCCAGAUCAGAACUCCUCAAGAAACACCAGCAGAGACCCACAGGGAAGAAAUCUCACUGCUGCUCUGACUGUGGGAAAUGUUGCAAAUCUUCAUCAGAACUUAAAAUACACCAGAGAACACACACAAGAGAGAAACCUUAUAGCUGUGAUCAAUGUGGGAAGAGUUUUACUAUAUCUAGCUCUCUGACUGUACACCAGAGAACACACAAAGGAGAGAAACCAUAUGGCUGUGCUCAAUGUGGGAAGAGUUUUACUACAUCUAGCCACCUGACUGUACACCAGAGAACACACACAGGAGAGAAACCAUAUGGCUGUGAUCAAUGUGGGAAGAGUUUUGCUAAAUCUAGCCAUCUGACUGCACACCAGAGAACACACACAGGAGAGAAACCAUAUAGCUGUGAUCAAUGUGGGAAGAGUUUUGCUAAAUCUAGCCAUCUGACUACACACCAGAGAACACACACAGGAGAGAAACCAUAUAGCUGUGAUCAAUGUGGGAAGAGUUUCACUACAUCUAGCAAUCUAACUAUACACCAGAGAACACACACAGGAGAUAAUCCGUGCUGUGAUCAAUGUGGGAAGAGUUUUUCUACUCCUAGCUAUCUAACUAUACACCAGAGAACACACACAGGAGAGAAACCUUAUAGCUGUGAUCAAUGUAGGAAGAGGUUUUCUUCUUCUAGCUAUCUAACUAUACACCAAAGAACACACACAGGAGAGAAACCUUAUAGCUGUGAUCAAUGUGGGAAGAGUUUUUCUUCUUCUCGCUAUCUAACUAUACACCAUAGAACACACACAGGAGAGAAACCAUAUAGCUGUGAUCAAUGUGGGAAGAGUUUUACUUGGCCAAAAAGCCUGAAUAUACACAAGCGGACACACACAGGGGAAGAGAUACUCUGAUAAAAGAUCUCUGAUUAAACAUAGUUGUUUCAUGAUAUCAAUUAAAUAAUGUCAAUGUAGAAGCCUAAACAUUUGUCCCUGUUACACUUCCCACGUUGGUUACCCACUUUAAUCAAAAUGCAACACUUCAAAAUGUAGCAAGAUGUUUUCUACAAAUUGUCCUCUAACCAGGGAUGUACACAUGACUCCCAGAUUCUGUGUCGUUUUUGAGCUGUUAGUUUUAACAGGACGUGCAACCUCAUCUCCCUUCUGUCACACAAUUGAUUUCAACAUGAUAUUGUUGAGUGAUGACAUAAGUGUUAUGUUCCUUUGUUUAGCGACCCCUAGAUUUAAAUGCAUCACUCCAAAAUGUAGCUGACUGUCUUCUGCAGGUUGUCCUCUAACCAGUGAGGUAAAAUAUAUCUCCCAUUUCCAUGUGUUUUUUUUAGUUGUGUUAGUUUCAACAGCACAUACAACCUGAUGUCCCCCCUAAUUGAAUUCAUUGAUUUAUUGCUACUUGUCAAAACAACAGCGUUUCUGGUGCUUGUGCAGUUUAUAAGGAGCUUGUUUAAAUAAAUAUAAGUAAUAUGAUUAUUGAAAAUACUUAAUAAGAUUAGUGUGGCAGAUGUUUGUGUAUAUAGUACAUUUUACAUUUAGGUUUUCAAUUUAUCACAAACUGUUUCUGCAUUUG